AUGGCUGCACCGGCUUACGGCAACGAUGCCUCGCGCGCAUCCAUCGCCUCCCAUUCCUCCAAGUCGGACGAUAAGGACAUUUCAGGCCCAGGCAUUACCCACGUGCACGACUCUGUCGAAGUCUCUCAUGGACCGCUGGACUUUUUGACGCACAAGUUUAAAAGGAGUCACGCGGAUCCCGAAGAUGCCGAGACCAGCUCGGUGGAUACGGAUCUGCCCCAGGGCAGACAAUUGGGCCUCAUCAGCGCCGUCUUCUUGAUCGUCAACCGCAUCGUCGGUACUGGUGUCUUUGCCACUACGAGCACGCUGCUCGCACAGAGCGGCAGUGUCGGUAUGAGUCUGCUGUGAGUGCCAGCGAGGGCACGUGACGGGCCAACAUUGCCCGAGACUGAUUCGCGCCCCCCCCUCUCCUCUGUCCACCAGGUACUGGGUGAUCGGAGCCAUUGUUGCUGCCGCAGGUUUCGCAGUCUAUGCUGAGUGGGCAACCGCUCUGCCAAAGAAUGGAGGAGAAUUGAAUUACCUGCAACACGCGUACCGCAAGCCCAAGUACCUGAUUCUUACCAUGUACAGCGCUCAGGCGCUCUUGUUGGGUCAAGCAGCCGGCAAUGCCCUGACGGCAGGUCGAUACUUUCUACGCGCUGGAGGCAGCACCUCUAACGGCUACGAUGCUCGUGGUAUCGGAGUCGCCGUCAUCGUCACUGCCGUCUUGCUUCACGGCACCAGCAUCAAGUGGGGCUUGCGCUUCCAAAAUGCCAUAGGAAGCUUCAAGCUCGUCAUUUUGCUCGUCAUCGCCUUUGCUGGAUUCGCAGCAUUGGCCGGUCACACCAAAGUGCCAGUGGAGAACAACUUUGCCAACGCUUUUGAAGGUACUCGAAACGACGUUUUCGGCAUUUCUUCUGCCCUCUACAAUGCUCUGUGGAGCUACGUCGGCUACUCCAAUGCGAUGUAUGCGGCAGGAGAAAUCAAGAAUCCUGCCAGAACCCUCAAAAUUGCCGGACCCUUGGCUAUCGGUGUCAUCACCGUGUUGUAUGUCCUCGUUCAGGUCGCCUACUACGCAGCCGUUCCCAAGCAAGACGUGCUCGAAUCAGAGCAAAUUGUCGCUGCACUCUUCUUCAGAAACGUCUUUGGUGAGCGCUCAGCCAGAGCGCUCUCCGUCUUUGUCGCUCUCAGUGCUACCGCGAAUGUCUAUUCAGGUGAGUCGAUGUAUGAGAUCAGUUGACGUUGCUUUGUUCGUGCGCUCACAACGCUUCGUCCGCCCGCCCUUUGAUUGUGUAAACCCACAGUCAUCUUCGCACAAGGCCGUUUGAACCAAGCUGUGGGAAGAGAGGGCAUCAUUCCAUUUGCUCGCGUCUUUGCGACCAACUGGCCCUUCAAGGCUCCUCUUGCAGGUCUGACGUGGCACGGUAUCGUCACGCUCGUCAUCCUGCUCGCCCCACCGGCAGGAGAUGCGUACAACUUUGUGCUCAACCUCUCCUCCUACCCCCUCAAUGUGGUCAACGCGGCAGUGGGUCUAGCACUGCUCAUCACCUACCUGCCCAUCCCUCGUCAAUACAAGCCUGUGUGGGCUCAAGAUUGGACUUCGCCUUACAAGGCCACACUGCCCAUCACCCUGUUCUUCUUUCUCAUCAGCACCUUUUUGGUCAUUGUGCCUUGGCUCCCUCCCAAGAGGCCCGAGGAUGCAGUCUACGAACACACUUGGUACGCCCUUGCACCCGCUGUCAGUCUGGGCAUCUUUGCAGGAGGCGCAAUCUACUGGUUCGCCUGGGCCGUCCUCUUUCCAAAGCUGGGUCGUUACGAAUUGGUCAGCACGGAAAUCACGCUUGGGGACGGAACGAUUGCAAAGGCAUUUGUUAGACAAAAGCAGUAA
This is a messenger RNA of Ceraceosorus bombacis, 1867 nucleotides long. The record is from the annotation of a GenBank genome assembly. Lineage: Eukaryota; Fungi; Basidiomycota; Exobasidiomycetes; Ceraceosorales; Ceraceosoraceae.